Molecule: messenger RNA, 1280 nt
Organism: Stylophora pistillata
Lineage: Eukaryota; Metazoa; Cnidaria; Anthozoa; Scleractinia; Pocilloporidae
Product: AP-1 complex subunit sigma-2
Biological process (GO): intracellular protein transport; vesicle-mediated transport
Cellular component (GO): AP-1 adaptor complex; membrane coat
Molecular function (GO): clathrin-cargo adaptor activity
Source: RefSeq, a predicted model, not a curated record
UGAGAAUUCCAGCUGACUUAGUAGAGCCUGCAAUACAAGCAUCUGUUCAAAAUGUUUCAGUUUAUGCUGCUUUUCAGCCGUCAAGGCAAACUUAGACUUCAGAAAUGGUACACGGCCUCUAGUCAGAAAGAGAAGAAAAAGAUUACACGGGAUUUGAUCACGACUGUUCUUGCUCGGAAACCGAAGAUGUGCAGUUUCCUUGAAUACAAGGACCUAAAAGUUGUAUACAAAAGAUAUGCCAGCUUAUAUUUCUGUGUAGCCAUAGAGAAAGAUGACAAUGAACUCCUCACUUUGGAGAUAAUCCACAGAUAUGUUGAGCUUCUGGACAAAUAUUUUGGAAGUGUUUGUGAACUGGACAUCAUUUUCAAUUUUGAGAAGGCCUACUUUAUGUUGGAUGAACUGAUUCUUGGAGGAGAGAUCCAAGAAACAAGCAAGAAAAAUGUCCUGAAAGCAAUUUCAGCCCAAGAUCUUCUUCAGGAGGAAGCAGAACUGCGCAGUGCUUUGGAGGAAAUGGGUCUUGCCUGAGUUCUUUCAUCUGUAAAAUCUCUACCUCUGAUACUUUUGUUCUACAGGAAGGUGAACUCCAGCGCACGCUGGAAGAAAUGGGUCUGGUCUGAACUCUCCUCUCUGCUGCUUGUUCAGCAUCUCGUCUAACUAUCUUCACUUCCACGAAUUCUUUAACUACCAUGAUGGUGUGCCUGGCACAACUCAAGAUGCUAUGUAUCAUGUUUAACCUGGGUUUACUGUGAAAUAAUAUAUAUAUAACUAUAUAUUAGUCAAAUUAAGUACUUAAAUAGAAACUUAAUUUUUUUUCCAAAAGGAUGUAUACCAGUCUCUCUAGUCUAAAUGUACUACACAUUUUUUCUCUAAUUAUAAAAGAAAAGUUAUGAUCAAGAGAUUUUCAGCCAAAUGUAGUUUGAAGUAUUUUUAAUGCCUCAUAUUUCCUCUUUGCUUUUGUAAUGACUACUGGAACAGAUAACAACAUUCUAAAGGUUUUUUUUUUUUAAUCACUCAAGAGUCAUUUCAAAUUUAUACAGUUAAAAACUAAUAUAAAAUGUAAAGUUAGAGGUAUUAUUUAAUUGACAUGAAAUAUAUAGUAGUUUAAAAAAAUUUGUGUUGUACAUGAUAAUAAUUACCAAUUUAUGAAACUCAAUAUUAUCCUCUUAACCCUUUGAUUCUCAAGAUCUGAAUUUCAAUUCUCCUUUCUAGCUGCUACACAUUUCUUUGUAAUUAAGUUACAAGAAUUUUAUGUUAGAUCAAGAUAACAACUUCUACUUGAU